AUGACCACAUUGACAACUUUUCCUGAAGACGAUAGAUGCCCAAAAGUGUGUAAUGAUAUUGGAGCUUUUAAAAAAGCUGAAAAAUCACCUGAACAGGCAUUGGAGGAAGUUAAAAUCUCUGAACAAAAAAAAUCUGAUGUUGAACCUAAAGUCGAACAAACGUUUAGUUCAGCUCCUCAAAAUCCAGUGGAGGCAAUGAGGCCUCCACCUUCUGGAUAUGAAUAUCUACCCAAUCUUAAACCUGGGACAGAUGGUAAAGUGGACUGGACGCCUCUCGGUGGAAUGACUGGUACAAGACCUGGCGUCAACAAAUACAGCAUCAGCAGAUAUUCCCUCAGUGAAUGGCGGAAACACAAUGAUAUGGUCCUUGAUCCUGAAAUUAUAACUGAAUCAAAUAUUGUUGAAUAUAAUGCCAAAACUUCUAUGAUGCAGGCAUUUGGCAAUAUCGAUAAACAACAGAGCGAAAACUGCAAACGAUUGAAGCAGAAAGCGCGGGAUAUAUUUAGAUGGAAAGUCGAAGUUGAACGAGCAUGUAAAGCUAUAACAGAAGAAGUGGAAAUGUUGGAAAUAGAACGACAGCGCUUAAAGGGGGCUUCGAGAGUUUUGAUGUUGCCUGAAUCAAUAUCUAAAGAAUGCUUAGAUCUUCGUUCAAACAGAUUCGAACCAGAUCUGGUUGCUGAUGCAGCUGAACAAGAAUUAAUCAAAGAAAUGAACUUAGUAAGUGAAGUAAGGGCCACACUUAAAAACACAUUAAAUCAAAUUAAUGAACAAUUAGCCAUCAAUAAGGCUGCUAAACACAGAAUCGAAUUCGACUGGUGUGAUAAAACAAUGGCUUAUAAUACUGAAACAAUUAAUUUAAGCCUUAGUCCUAAAUCCAAUACGAUUUUGUUCAGACCUGGAGCUACUCGGUUCGGUGACUUUACUGCACCUUUGGAAUAUUGGGAAUUCUUUUGCAGAGAAAACGUGCAAAGCUGUGAAGCUGCUAGACAAAAGUCAACAGAUCUUCGUGGAAGUCUUAAUGCUAUCCUCGUGAAUGGUGGUAGAAAGCUUCGUACCCAGGCAGAUAAGACAGACAUUUCUAUAGCCGAAACUGUAGCCAUAACUCAGGAACUAUGUACUAAAUUAGAAGAAACUUUACUCUCUACGCUACAGAGAUUAGCAGAUACGGAAUGUUUGAUUGACACUUUACAUGAAUCGAUUAGAAAAAUGGAUGCAGCUAUGAAAUUAGCUCAAACACGACUAGAUAACAGAAAUAAUUGGAGACCACAUGGGGAGAACGUUAGAGACCAACCACAUUUGGGCUUGAUAGAGGAAGUUAAAAAGAUUCACGAGACGGUUACGUCACUUCUUGGUCAAUUGAGGAACUCAGAGAGAGUCAGGAAAGAUUUGAUGAAUAAACGGAUCACUUUAGAAAGAGAAAUAGCAUCAAAAAGAAAAACUUUGAACAUUGACAGAGAUAGAAUUGGAAUUAUAAGAUCUCAUUAUCCAUCAGCCUCAGAAUUGGCUGGAUAUUAA
This is a messenger RNA of Pieris macdunnoughi, 1515 nucleotides long. The record is from the annotation of a GenBank genome assembly. Lineage: Eukaryota; Metazoa; Arthropoda; Insecta; Lepidoptera; Pieridae.